Molecule: messenger RNA, 192 nt
Organism: Candida dubliniensis CD36
Lineage: Eukaryota; Fungi; Ascomycota; Pichiomycetes; Serinales; Debaryomycetaceae
Exons: 2
Coding region: 1-192 (63 amino acids)
Source: RefSeq, a predicted model, not a curated record
AUGGCUAGAGGAAACCAAAGAGAAUUAGCUAGAGCUAAAAAUUUAAAAAAGCAACAGGAAGCACAAAAAGCUCAGAAACAGGGAGAUAAAAACAAGAGAAUGGAGACUGAUGCUGAAAAGAUGAGAGCCAAGCAAGCAGCAGCUGACGCCAGAAAAGCCGCCGAAGCUUUGGCAAAGGCUCAAAAGAAAUGA